Molecule: messenger RNA, 6101 nt
Organism: Dothidotthia symphoricarpi CBS 119687
Lineage: Eukaryota; Fungi; Ascomycota; Dothideomycetes; Pleosporales; Dothidotthiaceae
Product: P-loop containing nucleoside triphosphate hydrolase protein
Exons: 2
Coding region: 226-5997 (1923 amino acids)
Biological process (GO): regulatory ncRNA-mediated heterochromatin formation
Cellular component (GO): nuclear RNA-directed RNA polymerase complex; nucleus
Molecular function (GO): zinc ion binding; helicase activity
Source: RefSeq, a predicted model, not a curated record
CUGCGCCUCGAUCAUGCCGCAACGCAUGUGUGUCAAUUCUUUCGUGAUAACACUGCAUUGAUAGGCUCUCAGAGCACUGGCAAACACCCCCCGCACACUGACUUAUGCAGGAGGCAUACAGUGAGACUCAUACUUAACAGCCUCACGAGUCACCUGGAGCGACAAGACCCCAAUCUUCAGUCAAUCACUCAAAAGCCUAGAGAACCGCAGUUCGCUCCACCCAGAAUGGCGCCCAAAAAGCCCUGCUUCAACUUCAAACGAGGUAGUUGCCACUACGGUGCCAAGUGCCAUUACAGCCAUGACACGAAAACGACUCAUGCAAGCUCAUCAAGCACCACGGAUACAAAACCUGUUAAAGAGACAGAAAUAGAAGAAACUUGCCGAAAAUGGAUCUACAUGAUUCCCAAAGCCAACAUGACCUCACGUUUCCAAGCUGUUGUGAACAUCGAAAAGUUCUUCCAGAUAGGCUGGAACAUCAUCGAGAGUGAAGAUGCAGGAACACGUCAGCGCGUCAUCACCAAGCUUGGUGAAGAGACGGGACUUGCAAUCAUCAAGACUCUGACUGACGGUAUGGACACCAACCAAAGGGAUGAAACCACCAUCUCAAUAUUCAGAGAUAAGGCUCUUCCUUUUUACCGGAUCAUCUCCCACCCCGAUGUACUGCACUCGCUAGUAUUGGAAACACCUGUUGACGCCAUCUACACCUUUCUUUUCGGUCCCAGCGGUCGGCGUGGCCUCCGCGUAUUCCAAUUCACAGCGACUGCUCUGAGUGGAAUGAUAUCUGGUCACUCUUCAGGCGACGAGGAACUGUUUACCAUUGCCGUAACCUCAAGUCUCGCAGUUCUAGACCGGCUCGUCGAGAUCAACCAGAGUGCUCAUGUCAUUGAAGGCUUCGUAACUAUUGUAGAGACCAUCUCUGCAUGCAUUCCAGAAAACUUCGCAGUACCAAACGCACAACAAAGCCUGACUCGAAUCAGACGCCGUCUUAACAUCGGAACAUCUCUGCCUUUUGCACCAGCCCAAUCGGUUGCACAAAGUCUCCCCGCUGCAGCCUUUGAGUUGAGUCAGGACCCGCCUGGGGACCUUUCCAGUAACGGCGUUCGGCACGAUAACGACCAUGCGAGUAUCGCCAGCAUACAAAUCCUUCCUACAGCUCAAGAGAUUGCCUCUUUGCGACAAGAAUAUCUUCCAUUGCUCGAUUCAACGCAACAUCACCUCUCAGGUCUCGCUGGACUCCUGGACAGACAGUUCCGACUUCUUCGUGAAGAUACAGUGGGACAACUACGAGACGCAGUGCGUGAAGAGAUUGUGAGACUGUCGCACCCAAACCGUAAGACACCGACACAUCAAGGUCAACAAGGAGUUCGGAGGCUCAUCUAUCACAACGUUCGAUUCGCCCGUAUGAGUGUAGACCGCAGAAAGGGUCUCCAAGUCGUCGCAGAGUUCGACCAACCGCCUCAACUCAACAAAAAGUCGAUGAGACAGCGAGAAGAGUGGUGGAACGCGAGUAAACUCUUGCAACUCGAUUCUCUGGUCUGCUUCGUCUCUUCGAACGGUAAAAUCAUCUUCCUCUCUGUCUGCGAUUCGAUAGCAUCCCACGGAAGAAGGGACUCCAUGAUGGACGAGAAGAAGGUGACAGACGAUGGUCCCAGCCUUUUCAAACACCCGAGUCGUGCUUCAGUGUUACUAAGCCUGGCUAAAUACGAGCCUGAAGAUGUAGUUUGGAUCGGCAAUCACAUUGCGCCUUCCAAGUCUCAACAAUCACUUGUUGAAUUCCCAGGGGUGCUCCUACCUUCUUUCGAACCAACUCUACAAGCGUUGCAGAAAAUGAGUGGGAAACUAAGCCUUCCAUUCGCGGAUAUCAUAGCACCAGAGUCACAUACUCAAGCCGUCGUUACAAAACCUCCAGCAUACACGACCAAACGGGGAUUCAGUUUCAAUCUCGAUGUUCUUUCCGGCGCACCACUGACUCUGACACCUGGACAAGCUUUUGAUUUUGGGAAGCUGGAGGAAGGGUCCACCCUUGACGAAGCCCAACAAUUCGCCGUCGUCCAAGCUCUCAGUACGGGACUAGCUCUCAUCCAAGGCCCGCCAGGCACAGGGAAAAGUUAUACUGGCGUUGCAAUCAUCAAGGCUUUACUCCGCAAUCGAAAAGCAGCCGACCUAGGUCCCAUCAUCUGCGUAUGCUACACGAAUCAUGCUCUUGAUCAGUUGUUGGAGCAUGUCGUGGAAGAUGGGGUAAGGCAAGUUGUUCGUCUGGGCUCACGGUCCAAGUCCGAGCUGCUGAAGAACCUCACUCUCAGUCGUGUAGCGGAAGGAGCCGAACCCACAAAAACGGAAAAGCAUGACAAGUGGGAGCAUAGCAAGGACAUUCGUGCCACACUACUGGAGAUUGAAGAGCUGCUGUCUGGUUUGAAUUCUCCUAAUUCCUGGACAAACAUUCAAGCCCAUCUCAUGAACACCCACAAUCGGCAUUUCAAAGAAUUGUUCGGGAAGGGGGUAGAUGAAGAAGGGUUUCAGGAAGUGAAAGGGAAAAAGUUCAGGGUUGUAGAGAGUUGGCUCAGAGGAGCGCCGAAGAAGCUCACUUCAAACCGUCCUGUCGCUGAGCUCACGGCCAUUUCCUUGAAAGAGAUGUCGGCGUCGGAACGCGGCGCUCUUCACAGGCAUUGGAUUGAGCAAAGGAGUAUGAAGCUCACCAAUGACCUUGUUCAUGCGUUGGACUCGUACCAAGGUUCUAAAUCCGCGCUGGAUAACUGUCACAGAGAGCUGGAUCUUCGAUGUCUUCGCGAAGCUCACAUCAUCGGCGUGACGACGUCCGGCCUGGCACGAAACAUAGAGUUGCUGCAGCGUGUGCGAGCAAAAGUCAUGAUCUGCGAAGAGGCUGGAGAAGUUCUAGAGGCACACACACUCACUGCGUUCCUCCCAGGAGUUGAACAUGCAAUUCUCAUCGGCGAUCACGAGCAACUCCGGCCUCAAAUAAACAACUACGAGCUCCAACAUGACAACACUCGGGGCAAGAGGUAUUCGCUCGACAUCUCGUUGUUUGAGCGUCUUGUGAAGCCGCAGACAGGAAAUCCACAGGUACCGUUGAGUACAUUGAAAAUCCAGCGACGAAUGCACCCGUCCAUCUCAGAUCUGAUCAGAGCUCCACUCUACCCAGACCUGCAAGACCAUGCCUCAGUUUCAGAAUACCCAGAAGUUGAUGGGAUGCGAGAUCGACUGUACUGGCUCGACCAUCAAGAGAAAGAAGAUGCACAGCCUACCCAAGCUGUGUCGCUAUCUAAAACCAAUACAUUUGAAGUGGAGAUGACUGCUACUCUUGUAUCACAUCUCGUGAGACAGGGGACGUAUGGAAGUGGGGAUAUCGCAGUCAUAACACCAUAUCUGGGACAAUUGCAAAAGAUCAGGAAGCGACUGGCAAAUUCCUUCGAGAUUGUUGUCGGGGAUCGAGAUCAAGAAGAGUUGGAUACUCAGGGCCUCCAAGAUGAUACUGGAGCUUCUACAGACGGCAGCGGCAAAGUCAGAGUCCAAAAAACGACAUUACUCAAUGCUCUGAGAGUCGCUACUGUGGACAACUUCCAAGGCGAAGAGGCCAAGGUCAUCAUCGUCUCCUUGGUUCGUAGCAACGAGCAGCGGAAAUGUGGGUUCUUGAAGACGUCUAACCGCAUCAACGUGCUACUGAGUCGUGCACGACAUGGCAUGUAUAUCAUCGGCAACUCUGAUACCUCGAGACCUGUUCCCAUGUGGGCGGGAGUUCUGUCCAUGUUGGAACGCUCGAACAACAUCGGUCCAAGCCUUGCACUGUGUUGCCCUCGACACAAAGAUACGCCCAUCAAUGUCUCCGUACCGGACGAUUUCGCUCGACUCGCUCCGGAAGGCGGAUGUUCAAAGAGAUGUCUGUCAGGACUAAACUGUGGACAUGCCUGUCCCAACAUGUGCCAUUCUGAGUCUUUGCACAAUGCAGUCCGUUGUCUCAAACGCUGUCCAAGGACGAAGAAAGGUUGCGAGCAUGAGUGUCCAAGACCCUGCGGAGACGCAUGCGAGUCAAAAUGUCAAGUCGUACUGUUCGACAUUCCCCUGCCGUGUGGACACAUUGCCCGUCAGCUGCCAUGUCAUCUAGCACAGAACCCAGAUGAAGUCCGUUGUCAAGUCAAGAUGGAGCAAGUCAUGCCGCAUUGCAAACACAAAAUCCGAGUUAAAUGUCACGAGCUGCCUUUGACGGUUGACCACCCAUGCUCAGCAACCUGCGGAGCAGCACUGGAUUGUGGACACAAUUGCACUCGUGCUUGCAAGGACUGCAAUACCAGAACUGACGGUAUGAUUGUAGAGACCAAACACGGAGUCUGCAACACCCCAUGUGGAAGACCGUACUCGACCUGCAGUCACAGCUGCAAAGCUCGAUGCCAUGGAGACAAGCCCUGCACGCUUUGCAAACAACCCUGCGAGGUCAGCUGCAAUCAUUCGAGAUGUAGCAAGCUAUGCAAUGAGCCUUGCGCACCAUGUGCCGAGGAUUGUUCUUGGUCUUGUCCACAUCGCGGACGGUGUCCAUUACCAUGCGCAGUACCCUGCGACCUGCUACCGUGCUCAAAGCGCUGUUCAAUGCUGUUAGCUUGCGGGCAUCAAUGUCCAUCCAUUUGUGGGGAGUUCUGUCCUGGUGUUGCCUUCUGUCAGAUUUGCGCACCUCCGACAAUCAAGGGAAUGGUCGUCGACUUCAUCAUGUCAUCCACUUUCGAAGACAUCGAUCUCGACGAGGAACCUUGCAUUGUGCCACCCUGUGGACACAUCAUUACCCUGGAGAGCAUGGACGGACACAUGAGCAUGUCGGACUUCUAUACCCAGGAUAGCGAAGGAUCCAUUGUAGGCUUGAAGCAUAGCGCCGAACCAUUCUCAGCCUCGGAGAUGAAGAAGUGUCCGACUUGUCGCGGCCCUUUACGAAACCUCAAUCGCUACAGUCGCAUCGUUCGUCGAGCGUUGAUCGACGAGGCGACAAAAAAAUUCAUCGUCUGGGCCAAUACAGAAUUCGUCCCUCUAGUCACCAGGAUGCAAGCAGUCGAGACACAGUUUCGCGAGGAUCCCACAGACGACCAGAGGAAGUUCGACAAGGUAUCCCUUGAAUUCUCUUUACCAGGGCCUCUUCAGUUGAAGGGGAGUCGGGAGAAUCAAAUCUCCCAGAUCAGUACGCUUACGCGACAAGACGAUCGGUACAAGACGAUCACCAAGCUUCGGAGAGAUGUCAAGAGAUUCUUGCAGCAGGUUGAUGAGAAGGAACAACCCUUUGGCCGCAUCUACGAUCUUGUCCAAGACGCCCGCAGGCAUCGCAAACUCGAUAUCGACUUACACUCCAAAGUCGAUAUUCUUCAGGUUCGCAAUAGGCUUCUAGCGACGGUACUGCUUAUCAGAUGCGACUACACUAUCCUUCUGGCUUUCCUCACUGAUCGGAAAGGCGAAGCCAAUCUCACCAUCCAAGUCGAUCUGAGCAUGAACAGGAAAGACUGCGAAGCACUGAUAGCAGAGUCGCAGUCCAGAAUUCAACCAGGAAAUUACGUCGAGGGCCUCCUAUACUGGGCGCGGUUCUUCGCCCUCGAGCGAAACCUCGCAGAGCCUGGAACGGAACUUACGGAGCUCUUGGAGAAGGCCAGAGAAUACCUCCGACACGCACACCUACUAUGUGAUCAAUACCCUGGCCAAACAAUAGGGAUGCGAAGCGAGGUGGAAGAAGUUGAGAAGAUGUUGCGCGAUUCGACGUUCUACAUGCCUGUCAGCAACGAGGAAAAGGCAGCUGUUUAUGCGGCUAUGGCGCGUGACUUUCGAGGCACGGGACAUUGGUAUUACUGUGAAAACGGUCAUCCGUUCACGGUUGGAGAGUGUGGGAUGCCGAUGGAGACUUCUCAAUGCCCGCAGUGUGGUUCUCCGGUUGGUGGUCAAAACCAUCGGUCUGUCGGGGGCGUUCGAUCUGCGACAGAUUUGGAGCACCAGUUCGGUGGGCUUGGGAUUUGAUCUUCGUUCUAGGAGGGCUGGGUAAACGGCGGCGUUCGAUGGCAAGAUAUAUAGUGAAGUAGUAGAAUGGCCUACCUGAAUGGAGAUACUGGUCUGGACCAAGG